Molecule: messenger RNA, 971 nt
Organism: Sphaeramia orbicularis (orbiculate cardinalfish)
Lineage: Eukaryota; Metazoa; Chordata; Actinopteri; Kurtiformes; Apogonidae
Gene: rps19
Product: ribosomal protein S19
Exons: 6
Coding region: 38-517 (159 amino acids)
Biological process (GO): ribosomal small subunit assembly; translation
Cellular component (GO): ribosome; cytosolic small ribosomal subunit
Molecular function (GO): structural constituent of ribosome; RNA binding
Source: RefSeq, a predicted model, not a curated record
CCCUGUUCCACCCUCUUCCCUUCGCUGUCCAAGCAAGAUGCCGGGUGUCACAGUGAAAGACGUAAACCAGCAGGAGUUUGUCCGUGCCCUGGCGGCUUUCCUGAAGAAGUCAGGAAAGCUGAAGGUGCCUGACUGGGUAGACCUUGUUAAGCUUGGUAGGCACAAGGAGCUGGCCCCCAGUGAUGAGAACUGGUUCUACAUUAGAGCUGCAUCCACAGUCCGCCACCUCUACCUCCGUGGAGGUGCUGGUGUUGGCUCCAUGACAAAGAUCUAUGGAGGUCGCAAAAGGAAUGGCGUGUGCCCUGCCCACUACAGUGUAGGAUCCAAAAAUGUGGCCCGUAAGGUACUGCAGGCCUUGGAACUGCUCAAGAUGAUUGAGAAGGAUCCCAAUGGUGGCCGCAGACUAACUGCCCAGGGAACCAGAGAUCUGGACAGAAUUGCUGGCCAGGUAAGAAUCUAUUUUCUGCUAAUUUUCUUUCACUUUUUUUGGUUAAUUAAUGUCACUUGGUCAAAUUAGAUUAACACUUUCAUUCAGAGUAAGUAGAAGUCUGAAUAAUGCAUUUACAUGACCUUUCCAGUAACCUGACUUUCAGUUGGCAUCUUGGUUGCAUAGUUGAUUGAAGUGUAGCAAUAUGACUUGACCAUUGUAAAGGUGUGCCCAUAGACUCACUUAGAAGUGGCUCAGUGUUAGAAGCUGAAGUUUUUAAAUGCUGCAUUUCCAAAUAAGAUUGUGGUAUGAUGUGGACACUUGUCCAUAAGUGUUGUCCAUAGCUGAAAAAUGAUUAUGUCCCAUACUGCAUAUGCAUCAUCACUCAGUUUUUACCCCUUGGCCAACUCUGGCCAGAGGGUAUUGUAAUCGUUUUGUUGUCUCUGUCCAUUCAACGAUGUGGUCUCAUUAUCUGAAGAAUGCAUUGAGAUAUCUGCUCCAAAUUUAUACUGCGGAUACAUCUUGGCAUGGAGCAGAAGCGUAU